AUGACGCCCAACAUCGCCAAAGGUCAAACCGACACCUCCAAGUUCACGGGGCAGGGUCCCGAGUCGAAGGCAGAACAUCCGCACAAUAACCCCGUCAUGGAGUAUAAUCCUGCUCCAGGUGCUAAAGCUCCGAUGCUGACCUCCGAAGGCUCCGUCGGAAAUCAAUUCACAGCAGAGGGUGCCAUUGGCGGCGCGGCACAAAAGAUUGGGGGUCCCUUGGAUCAACAUGGAAUGAUCGGGGGCAUGUUCAAAGAGGACGGCGCCAUCGGCGGGACGGUAAACAAGAUGGCCGGCGGAAAGUCAUGA
Molecule: messenger RNA, 306 nt
Organism: Cladophialophora psammophila CBS 110553
Lineage: Eukaryota; Fungi; Ascomycota; Eurotiomycetes; Chaetothyriales; Herpotrichiellaceae
Exons: 3
Coding region: 1-306 (101 amino acids)
Source: RefSeq, a predicted model, not a curated record